AUGACACCCCCACUUAUCACUCUCGAAGAACACUGGUACAGUGACGCUGUCUUCAACUCAUUCGACAGCCCAAUGAAACGAAAGUUCGGGGAUUGGCCAGGUCUGUUAGACAAACUAUUCGAUGCCAACGAGAUACGCCUCAAGGACAUGGAUCAGGGCAAUAUCGCUUUGCAAGUCAUCUCACACUGCCUUUCUGAGGACCCCUCGCUCAGUGUGUGCCAGGCGGGUAAUGACCAGCUGUUGAAGGAGGUCAACAAAUCAGCACAGACAAAAAAGCGAUUCGCUGCAUUCGCCAUACUGCCCCUCGCAGAGCCCGAAGCCGCAGCGGUUGAAUUGGAGCGGACCGUUACUGAGCUUGGUUUCGUCGGCGCUUUGGUCGACCACAAGACUCAGAAGGGUUUCUGUGACGGCUCGGAGUACGAUGUGCUUUGGAGCAAAGCCCAAGAGCUUGACGUUCCCAUCUACCUUCAUCCGGCAUGGCCCACGGAAGAGAUGUUUCGAAAUUCAUACGUCGGCAACUAUUCUCUUCAGUCUACGGGAGCCUUGGCCAGCUCCAUGUGGGGUUGGCACAGCGAGGUUGGCCUGCAUGUUCUUCGCCUCCAUUGCGCGGGAGUUUUUGACAAGUUCCCGAGGCUCAAGGUCAUUAUUGGGCAUUUCGGGGAGAUGAUGCCGUUCAUGCUCCAGCGUAUUCACAACAAUGAGGCGAGGAUGGGCGAACGAAAGCGCCCUUUUAAGCAGGUCUGGGAUGAGAAUAUUUGGAUUACUACAUCCAGCGUUUGGAGCUUGGACCCGAUGCGGUGCAUUCUUGGAAACACCAAGAUUGACCAUAUCUUGUACAGCGUUGACUACCCCUUUUCGUCGAACGAGGCUGGCCUCAAAUGGUUCAAGGAGUUGGAGGAUAGCGGUUUGUUGACCAAGGAUCAGCUCGAGAUGGUGGCGCACAAGAAUGCGGAGAAAUUGCUCAAGAUUAGCCUAUGA
This is a messenger RNA of Clonostachys rhizophaga, 978 nucleotides long. Lineage: Eukaryota; Fungi; Ascomycota; Sordariomycetes; Hypocreales; Bionectriaceae. The record is from the annotation of a GenBank genome assembly.